Molecule: messenger RNA, 2011 nt
Organism: Dioscorea cayenensis subsp. rotundata (Guinea yam)
Lineage: Eukaryota; Viridiplantae; Streptophyta; Magnoliopsida; Dioscoreales; Dioscoreaceae
Exons: 2
Coding region: 614-1564 (316 amino acids)
Cellular component (GO): membrane
Source: RefSeq, a predicted model, not a curated record
AUUUAUUUUUUUAUUUUUCGAAGAUUUUUUUAUUUUUUUCAGUGAUUUAUAAUGAGUGUGAGUGAUUUUUUAGGAAUUUUGGGAGUCUGAAUUGCUGGAAAUCUUGGUUCUUUCGUUGGAGAUUUGGGUGGAUUCCGUUCGGAUUUUUCGGUUCCGUGGGAUCUGCUGUUUGUGGGAAUGCGGCGGUGGUCGAUUGUUGCUGCGGUUCUGGAGUGAUUAGGGUGAGAUUUCCUGUUUUGAUCCGUGCGGAUUGAGGUUUUUGUAGGAUUUUUGUGUGGAAAAUUGAUGAGAAUCAGCGGCAUUGUUGAAGGCUUGAAGCAGAGAGUGUGGAGAAGAUAAAAAUUCGUUCUUUUGGUGGUUUUGUAUCAAUGCAUCGCUGAAAGCUGAGAUUUUUUUAUAUUUUUCUUUUGAAGUUUUUCGGAGAAAAAUGGAGCAGGGAUCUCAUGGUUUGGUUACAAAGGUUGUAGCCCUUCUCUUUUAGCUCCAUUGGGGUUUCUCUUCUUCUCGCGCUCUGUUGCCCAGAUCCCUUUCGCAAUUAUCUUGAAGGAGGGGAUCUGGGGCUCCAGUUGUCGUUCUUUAAAUAAUCAAGCAUUGGUUGAGGUUCUCUGCAUCGAUGGAGUCUUUCCAGGGCUUCAUUAUCUUUAUCACAUUUGUCGUGCUUCUCUCUGCUUAUCAGUACAAAGCUCAGUCGCCAGGCUCUUCUACUAUUCCUGCCAAACAACUGGAUUCAGUUCUCCAAGGCUAUGGUUUCAGUGCUUUUGUUCGUCCUCACACUGGAGUGAUAUAUGAUGCCAAUGUGCCUGUCAAUCUCACUGGUAUCAAGGUUUCCGUUCUUAGACUUCGAAGUGGGAGUUUGUUGGGCAGAGGGGUUCACAGCUUCAAGGAAUUUGAUAUACCUGUUGGGGUUUGGGUUCAUCCCUAUGUUGAGAGGCUUGUGUUUGUUUACCAGAAUUUGGGUAACUGGUCUUCAGUUUACUACCCAUUGCCUGGUUUCAGGUAUCUGGCUCCUGUACUCAGCCUUCUAAUCUAUGAUGCAGCAAAUUUAUCAGCAACCAACUUGCCAGAGAUUGAUUUUGUGGCUUCAAAAUUGCCUAUUUCGAUAAACUUCACAAAUGUGGCUCCAGUGCCCAGUGGGCUUACUCCAAAGUGUGUGUGGUUUAAUUUGGAUGGCUCACCGGAGUUUCGAGAAUUGGUGACGGACAAUGUAUGUUCGACUUAUCGGCAGGGGCACUUCUCCAUUGUUGUCAAUUCUACUGGGCUUGCUCCUUCUCCAGCACCAAGUGCCGGGCCAAAUGUAGGUCCUAUUCCUGUGCGUCACAAGAGUCACAAUUCAACGGUGUGGAAGAUUGUUGGUGGUGUGCUGGGAGGCUUUGUCAUUCUAGUAUUGGCUGCUUGGCUUUUGGGACUGUUACUCAGAUACACGCAAAAGAAGAAGGUGGCAAAGAUGGAGCAGCAUGCUGAAGUAGGGGAAACUUUACGGAUGGCGAGGGUUGGGAAUGCUCAGGCACCUGUGGCAUAUGGUACACGCACCCAACCAAUGCUUGAGAAUGAAUAUGUUGCAUAAAUCAUUGGCAUCUGAUGAACAAUGAACACGAACAUGAACAUGGUCCCUUCCUCGUUGAUAACUGAAGAUGCACAAGCCCCCGGGUGCUGUAUUCCUUCAAAUGCCUGAUGUGUACAGAAUUGAUAAGAGUGCCAUCGCUCUCUUUUCUGGUCAACAAUCAUUUUCAGAUGGAUUUUUGCACAUUGUAGAUUUAGACUUUGGUUGUGGAAAUUGCUCAAUAUCAGACCAUGUAUUCUUUUGUGGAUGUUCUUUGAUCUGUUUGGAUUAUUCCAGUCCUUCUAACUAACAAUUGUAACUUCUCAUUCUUGGAAGGAAAUCCAUUUGCCAUGGAGGCAUACUAGGGAGAAGGUACUUCCUGCUAUGUUUUGGCCUGGAAUUGUUUGGAUUAUUGUUUCUUUGGUUGCUGUAUUCACGUUGGAUUUGCAAAUAAAGCUGAUAUUUGAUUUA